UUUCAAGGGCUGUCGAUUUUAAAAGUAAGAUAAUCGCAAGAAAUUGUCAAUCCCUUUAGACUGACAGCUUGAGGGGUGCAGCAAAAGCAGACAACCCCUACACAUUCCCCCAUCUGAACAUAGGGUUUCCAAAAUCACACUCAAACCUCAUCAUUUGUCUAACCUCCCUCCCCUCAUAUUCUCGAUUUCCCUGUUGCAAUCCCGCCACAUUUGGGGGCGACCGAUGGUAAUAAAAUCCGUGAGCACAUCGAGGGUGAAGCAACGUCGCGAGAGUUGGACCGGAUUGGGUCAUGUAUAGGACCAAUUUAAUCGGGUUCGGGCUGGCCGUGGGCUCGAGCGCGUUUAUUGGAUCGAGCUUCAUCAUCAAGAAGAAGGGCUUGCGAAGGGCAGGAGCCUCCGGCGCACGUGCCAAUUCGGGAGGUUAUGGAUAUCUGCUGGAGCCACUUUGGUGGGUUGGCAUGGUUGCUAUGGUAGUAGGGGAGUUUGCCAAUUUUGUAGCUUAUAUGUAUGCUCCUGCUGUCCUUGUGACACCGCUUGGGGCAUUAAGUAUAAUUGUAAGUGCAAUUCUAGCUCAUUUCUUGUUGAAGGAGAAACUACGGAAAUUAGGAGUAUUGGGCUGUGUUUUAUGCGUAGUGGGUUCUACUGUCAUCGUGCUUCAUGCGCCUGCUGAGCAUGACAUUAGCUCGGUAGAAGAAAUAUGGGCAUUAGCAACACAGCCAGCUUUUCUAUUGUACACGGCUUCAGCAGUGGCAUUCGUCUUGGUCCUUAUUUUGUAUUGCGAACCUCGCUUUGGGCAGACGAACAUAAUGGUUUAUCUAGGUGUAUGUUCAAUAAUUGGAUCCAUAACAGUUAUGAGCAUAAAAGCAGUGGGAAUCGCCAUAAAACUCACGUUGAUCGGUUACAGUCAGGUCUCUCAUUUCCAGUCGUGGGUAUUCGCAAUGGUGGCGGGAUCUUGUAUUAUAACACAAUUGAAUUACUUAAACAAGGCUCUGGACACCUUUAACACGGCUGUAGUUUCGCCGAUAUAUUAUGCCAUGUUCACGUCACUCACGAUUUUUGCCAGCGCCAUAAUGUUCAAGGAUUGGUCCGGCCAGAGCGCCAGCAACAUCGUCUCAGUUCUCUGUGGAUUUAUUACAGUCCUCUCCGGUACAAUGGUUUUGCACGGCACCAGAGAUCCCGAGAAACUUCCACCUGCUGACUAUACUGCGAUUACUCCCCAAAUAUCGUGGAUUGUCCGUGGGAACGGUGAGAUAUGGAAACAAAAUGAGAACGAUGACGAAUUACAUUCAGAAUUCAUUGCAAUUAUCCGGCAAGAUCAUUUUAAGUAAUUUCAGUAGGUCUUCCAGUUUGUUCUUUUUGCACGAGCAAUACGGCGAUAGUUGGUGUAAAUUUCCUGCUGCAGAUACUCAUAAAUUCUUUCGACCAGUCUCAUGUUUGCUGCUGUUUCCGAUAUUGAACAUUAUUCUUCUUACAUCCGGGCUGCAUAUAUAUAUUGUUACAUGUUACCGAUAGCCAGUCGGUUGGCUCGACUGUGCUCCCAAGUGGUGUGCUGUAUUUGUAAUUCUCGGCUUUUUUGCUAGAAAUGAAAUAGAUAUGUAUUGUUUGAGUAUUUUUACAU
This is a messenger RNA of Andrographis paniculata, 1618 nucleotides long. RefSeq names its product probable magnesium transporter NIPA6. The record is from RefSeq and is a predicted model, not a curated record. Gene Ontology annotation, biological process: magnesium ion transport. The transcript is spliced from 9 exons. The coding region runs from base 291 to 1328 and encodes 345 amino acids. Lineage: Eukaryota; Viridiplantae; Streptophyta; Magnoliopsida; Lamiales; Acanthaceae. Gene Ontology annotation, cellular component: membrane. Gene Ontology annotation, molecular function: magnesium ion transmembrane transporter activity.